AUGUCCGUUGAAAAUUCUAUAAAAGCAGCAAGUGUUUAUUGCUGUAAUUAUUCCCUGUUAGAUAUUUUGAGUACUUCAAGAAGAGCCGCCGCUUCAGAAAAGACCUGCUGUGAGGAAACUCAUGUUAGUUGCAUGUUCGGAGCAGCUGCUACUGCUGUGCACUCCUUGCUAGCGCAAUUAGCAGCACUACGCAAUCGAAGGGCCACUGAGAAUCUGGAAUGGACCUGCGAAGUUUGUUGCCGUGAAACUCCAAGGCAAAGGUCAUUUGUCAUACAAGAGGAGGAAGAGGAAGACGACGAGGAACUAUUAUUAACACAGGGAACUGACAGCGGAUCCAACGCGAUGAAAAAGUUACUAAGCGACAUAUCAUUCGAGGUUAAAAAAGCAGUAAAGAAAGAAAUAGGCUCAGUAAAUGAAGCGCUCAGCUCUUGUUGUCAAAAAAUGGAUGGAAUAAUGGACACUUUAGUGACGAUUAGCGGAAAAAUAAAAGAACUGGAAAACAAGAAUACAUAUUUAACAAACCAAAAUAAACAUCUAGAGCUGAAAAUCGAUGCUAUGGAAUAA
This is a messenger RNA of Parnassius apollo (apollo), 564 nucleotides long. NCBI's taxonomy places the organism in Eukaryota, Metazoa, Arthropoda, Insecta, Lepidoptera, Papilionidae. The record is from the annotation of a GenBank genome assembly.